This is a messenger RNA of Vanderwaltozyma polyspora DSM 70294, 3636 nucleotides long. RefSeq names its product cohesin subunit SMC3 (gene SMC3). Gene Ontology annotation, biological process: mitotic sister chromatid cohesion. The transcript has a single exon. Gene Ontology annotation, cellular component: chromosome. Gene Ontology annotation, molecular function: ATP hydrolysis activity; cohesin loader activity; double-stranded DNA binding. The record is from RefSeq and is a predicted model, not a curated record. NCBI's taxonomy places the organism in Eukaryota, Fungi, Ascomycota, Saccharomycetes, Saccharomycetales, Saccharomycetaceae. Bases 1 to 3636 code for a protein of 1211 amino acids.
AUGUACAUUCAUCGUAUUGUGAUAAAAGGUUUCAAAACAUAUAGAAACGAAACUGUCAUUGACUUUUUCUCACCUAAUUAUAAUAUUGUUAUUGGUUCCAAUGGUUCUGGUAAAUCAAACUUCUUCGCAGCAAUUAGAUUUGUUUUGAGUGAUGAUUAUUCAAAUCUGAAGAGGGAAGAAAGACAGGGUUUGAUUCAUCAAGGGUCUGGCUCUGUGAUGAGUGCUUCUGUAGAAAUUGUGUUCAGAGAUCCUGGUCAUAGAAUGAUACUACCGUCUGGUGUUGUCCCUAGAGAAAAUGACGAGAUCUUUAUUAGAAGAACUGUUGGUUUGAAGAAGGAUGAUUACCAAGUUAACGAUAGGAAUGUCACCAAGAGUGAUGUAGUGAGGAUGCUUGAAAGCGCAGGUUUUUCUAUGAGUAAUCCUUAUAAUAUUGUUCCACAGGGUAGAAUCAUUGCUGUUACAAAUGCAAAGGAUAAGGAAAGAUUGCAACUACUAGAAGAUGUAGUUGGUGCAAAAUCAUUUGAAAGUAAAUUACGUGCUUCACUAAAAAAAAUGGAUGAAACAGAACAAAAAAGGAAGAAAAUUUCAGAAGAAAUGAGUGAGUUGAAUAAAAAACUGGGUGAUAUGGAAGAAGAAAGGAAGGAGUUAGAGAAAUUUAACGCUUUGGAAGGUAAACGUAAAGUACUGCAAUUUACCUUAUAUGACCGUGAAAUUAACGACAUUAUUAAUCAAAUCGAAGGAUUAGAUUCCGAGUAUAAUAAUAUCUUGGCGUCAUCAGAGGAAUAUCUUCAGCAAUUAAAUAAAAGAGAAACCGUUGUCGAAGAAAUGACAACAAUUUUGCAAGAUAUUGAUGCUUCGUUGAAACUAAAAGGUACCACUGAAUUGCAACAAUCCAAAAUUAAAUACCAAGAACUAUCCAAUGGGCUUGUUGAUUCUCAAGUUAAAAUGAAAGAAAUCAAAUCGCAAUUAGAUUCUCAAACUGAGCAAUCCAAAAUAGAUGAAAAAAAUUUAAAAAUUAUAGCAGAGGCCAUAAAAGAAAAGCAAAGUGAACUGGGAAAGAUUCUUCCAAGAUAUGAACAACUAAACCAAGAUGAAGCAAAGUAUAAGAAUGAAUUAUUUGACUUGAAACAAAAGCAAAAAGAACUAAUGCUAAAAAGAGGUAGCUACGCACGUUUCAAAACCAAAGAAGAACGUAACGAGUGGAUUCAUUCUGAAAUAGAAGACUUGCAAGAAGAAUUAACAAAUUUGGAAACAACAAAGAUAACAUUGGCUGAAAGAAGGAAUGAAAUUCAAGAAGAGCUUAAAACUUAUGAAGAGCAAAUUGAUGAAUUGCUGGAUUCUGUUCAGGGUCCGGGUGUUUCAGCUGAAUUAGAAGAUUUAAAAAGUGAAAUUGAAUCACUAAAGUCUAGUUAUGCAGAUAAAUUUGACGAGAGGAAAGAAUUAUGGAGAACAGAACAGAAAUUACAAACAGUUCUUGAAAAUAUGGCAGAUUCAGUGAAAAGAUCAGAAAGAGCAGUCAAUGAGAGCAUGAGUCGUAGUUUGGCAAAUGGUAUAGCUAGUGUUAAGGAAAUUACAGAAAAGCUUAAUUUGCCGGAUGACGCUGUCUUUGGUACCUUGGGUGAACUUAUUAAAGUAAGUGAAAAAUACAAAAGAUGUGCUGAAGUUAUAGGUGGGAACUCUUUAUUCAAUGUUGUUGUUGAUACUGAAGAAACAGCGACAAUUAUUAUGAACGAGCUAUAUCACAUGAAGGGUGGAAGAGUGACAUUCAUGCCAUUAAAUAGAAUACAUGUUGAUAAUAAUAUUACUUAUCCUCCAAAUGAACAAGCAUCAUGCACUCCAUUAAUAAAAAAAAUUAAGUACGAUGUAAGAUAUGAAAAGGCUGUCAAACAUAUUUUUGGCAGAACGAUUGUCGUAAAAGAUCUUCUGGAAGGUUCAAAGAUUGCAAAGAAAUUAAAGUUAAACGCUGUUACAUUAGAUGGUGAUAGAGCAGAUAAAAUGGGUGUUUUAACUGGUGGUUACCAUGAUCAACAUAAGAAGACAAGAUUAGACACAUUGAAAGAAUUAAAGGUCUCGAGACAACAACACAUACGGACCUCAAAAGAAUUAGAAGAUGUUAGAGAAAAGCUACAGGUAUUGGACUCAGAGAUUGAUAAAUUAAAUGAUUCUAUAAGAAAAGCUACCAAUAAUCGUGAAGCAAUAUUGACCAAUAUAGAUAGUUUGAAUGUGAAAUUAAAUAAUUUGAAAAAUGAGAAGAAUUUACUUGAAGAAUCCUCUUCAUCUUCUGAAAACAAAUUGGAAAGAACAGAAGCUUACUAUCUGACAACUCAAACAAAAUUAGAAGCCUUUAGACAAGAUUUAGAUCUUCCUUUCGAUAGUGAACUAUCGCCUAAAGAAAAGGAAGAACUAGAAAAUAUCACUACAUAUUUGACUGAAUUGACAGAAAAUUUUGAAGUAACUGUGGAAGCUUUAAGUGGUUUGACUAUUCAAAUCGAUUCGCUGAAAGCAGAAUUAAAUUCGAAAUUAAUUCCACAGGAAAAUGAAUUGAAAUCUAAGUUAUCGAAAAACCAUGAUACACAUUUCAAUGAAUUGCGCGGUGAGUUGAAAGCAAUUGCUAUUGAAAGUCAAUCUCUUGAAGAUCAAGUUGAAUUGGCAAGAUCUGAGCUUGAGUCAUUAGAAAAGGAAAUUAGUAAAUUAAAUGAUGAAAAGGUAAAUAGUCGAAAAAUGCUUGAAAAAGCAAACUCACAGCAAAGGAUGAUAUUGAAAAAGUUGGAUGCUUAUCAACUUGACGCCGAAAAAUUCAUGAUCAGGAAGGUGGCUUUAUCAAAUAGACGUGAAGAGUUGCAGAUUAAAAUGAGGGAGAUUGGAUUACUUCCAGAAGAAGGCAGUGGCAACUUUGAAAAUUCCACGAGUUCGGAUCUGUUCCAGGAAUUGAAUUCAGUCAAUGAAGAAAUGUCAUCAUUAACUAACGUUAACAAGAGGGCGUCAGAGAACUUUAGAAAAUUUAACGAAAAGAAAAUUGAAUUAAAUGAAAGAGCCGCAGAGUUAGAUGACUCUAAAGUGUCGAUUCAGAAUUUGAUAGAAAAGUUAAAACAACAAAAGGUAACUGCAGUUGAUUCUACAUUCAAGAAAGUUUCUGAGAAUUUCUCAACUGUUUUUGAAAAGUUGGUACCAAGAGGCACUGCAAAAUUAAUCAUCCAUCGUCAAGAAGAGAAUAAAACCCGAUCAAAGGAUAAAAAUAGCACCGAGUCUAUUUACUCUGGUAUUUCUAUUUCAGUAUCGUUCAACUCUAAAAAAAAUGAACAACUACAUGUGGAACAGUUAUCUGGGGGACAAAAAACUGUUUGUGCAAUUGCCCUUAUCCUUGCAAUACAAAUGGUGGACCCAGCACCAUUCUAUCUAUUUGAUGAAAUUGAUGCUGCAUUGGAUAAACAAUAUCGUGCUGCCGUUGCAGAUGUGAUUAAAUCACUAUCUGGCAAUGCACAAUUUAUAUGUACUACAUUCAGAACAGAUAUGUUGCAAGUUGCAGAUAAAUUUUUCCGUGUAAAAUAUGAGAAUAAGAUAUCUACAGUUGUUGAAGUAGAAAGACAAGAGGCAAUUAAUUUCAUCAGGGGAAAUAAUAAGAUCCAAGAAGUUUAG